GCUCGGAGGCGGCGGCGGCGGCGGCGGCAGCGGCGCGGUCGGGGCCAUCGAUCCAGGUGUCACGCCUUCAGCAUGGCUGUGCAGGACGCGCGCCCCAACCACACGAUCUACAUCAACAACCUCAACGAGAAGAUCAAGAAGGAUGAGCUGAAGAAGUCCCUUUACGCCAUCUUCUCCCAGUUUGGCCAGAUCCUGGACAUCCUGGUGUCCCGGAGCCUGAAGAUGCGGGGCCAGGCCUUCGUCAUCUUCAAGGAGAUCAGCAGUGCCACCAAUGCCCUGCGGUCCAUGCAGGGCUUCCCCUUCUACGACAAGCCCAUGAGGAUUCAGUACGCGAAGACGGACUCGGACAUCAUCGCGAAGAUGAAGGGAACCUUCGUGGAGCGCGACCGCAAGCGGGAGAAGAGGAAGCCCAAAGGCCAGGAAACUCCCGCAUCCAAGAAGGCGAUCGCUGGGGCUGCCGCUCCGGUCGCGUCUGCCGUCCAGGGGGCCGUUCCCGGAAUGCCGUCGAUGAACCAGGCUCCCCGCAUGAUGCACCACAUGCCGGGCCAGCCGCCCUACAUGCCGCCACCAGGCAUGAUCCCGCCGCCCGGCAUGGCUCCCGGUGGGAUCCCUCCCGGGGCCAUGCCCCCCCAGCAGCUCUCGGAGAACCCGCCCAACCACAUCCUCUUCCUCACCAACCUCCCCGAGGAGACCAACGAGCUGAUGCUCUCGAUGCUGUUCAACCAGUUCCCCGGGUUCAAGGAGGUGCGGCUGGUGCCGGGCAGGCACGACAUCGCCUUCGUGGAGUUCGAUAACGAGGUGCAGGCGGGGGCCGCCCGCGACGCGCUGCAGGGCUUCAAGAUCACCCAGAACAACGCCAUGAAGAUCUCCUUCGCCAAGAAGUGAUCCGGCGGGCGCCGAGCUCCCAGGACUGCUCCCCCCAGCCCCACCUCUCGGUCCCCAGGCAGCCCCCUCGCCAGGGCUCGCUCGCUUGUUUCCCCUCCCUCCCCCCCGAAGGUAAGUCUGUCCCCGAGGCUGGCUGAGUCCUUGCCCCCAGCCCCUCUCCUUCCCCCCGCGGCACGCCGGGGCCGAACGGAGCCGGACCUCGGCCUGCCGCCUCCACCGCGCCGCCGGGCGGGUAAGUGACGCCGUCGCGGCGCUCGGCCCCUCCGGCUCGGCCGCGGGGCGACACUCGGUGCCGGAGGGAGGAGGGCAGCAGCGGGGAAGGGCGGCGGCGGCGGCGGCUGAACCCGUUGGCAAAGCAUUGUACCCAGAGUCUGUUCCUCAGACAUUGCACCUGGAGCUUGCUGUUCUGGAAUAAAACCCUCGUUCACUUUUCAAA
This is a messenger RNA of Rhea pennata, 1321 nucleotides long. RefSeq names its product small nuclear ribonucleoprotein polypeptide A (gene SNRPA). The record is from RefSeq and is a predicted model, not a curated record. Gene Ontology annotation, molecular function: U1 snRNA binding. The transcript has 7 exons. Bases 73 to 885 code for a protein of 270 amino acids. NCBI's taxonomy places the organism in Eukaryota, Metazoa, Chordata, Aves, Rheiformes, Rheidae. Gene Ontology annotation, biological process: mRNA splicing, via spliceosome. Gene Ontology annotation, cellular component: U1 snRNP.